Molecule: messenger RNA, 2659 nt
Organism: Drosophila innubila
Lineage: Eukaryota; Metazoa; Arthropoda; Insecta; Diptera; Drosophilidae
Product: L-asparaginase
Exons: 4
Coding region: 429-2399 (656 amino acids)
Biological process (GO): amino acid metabolic process
Molecular function (GO): protein binding; asparaginase activity
Source: RefSeq, a predicted model, not a curated record
GCACGCAAAGAACAUGCAAAUUUGCUUACGAUAUGUAGAAAUUUAUUAUGAAAAUAGUACAGAAAGAUAACUAUUGAGAUGUAGAUAUUGAAAAGCAGUUAAUUUGCAAAUAGUAAUCUUAAUUAAAAAUAAGCUCAGUAUAUCUGCACCUGACCGCCAAAGCGGACACGAGGACGCGUGACAACGAAGACGACGACGACAACGAAGGUGACGGGAACGAAGAGUGUGAAUUCUGGGAAAUCACGGCAGUUGUUUGGAACUGAUAACAAAUUAUUUAAAUAAAAGCGCAGCUGCAACUGCACUCGUUAAUGGAUUUUGUGUUUACAUCACAAUUGACUGUAAACAUCUAAAAAAAAACAAUAGAAAAUCUAAUCGCAACGAUCUUUAAGCGAUUAUUCCUAACGAAUUGCACAAAAUAAUAAACAAUCAUGUCCAGCAACGAGAAUGGAAGUGCCAAUGCAAAUGGAAAUGGCAAUGGAAAUGGAAAUGAAUGCAGUGCACCGAUCAGUUUGCCACUAAAAGUGAGCAGUCAAUGCUCGUUGGAAAAGGUCAUUCCGCCCUCGCCGACAUUGCAAUCUCCUGCAAUGCGUCGCAACGUCAGUGAGGGAAAUCUGAUUGCCCAGGAUGUGAAGGAGGCGCGGGUGCGAGUCAUUUACACGGGCGGCACCAUUGGAAUGAUGCGCAACGACAGGAAUGUGCUGGCUCCCAUUCCGAAUGCCUUGGUGCGGAUCAUUCGCAAGUAUCCGAAUAUCCACGAUGAGGAAUAUGCAGAGCGUCGUUUUGGAGCUGGUGCCUCGAUGGCGCCUCUUGUCCUGCCCUAUGUGCAGGGUGAGGCGAGACGGGUGCUCUACCAGGUGACGGAAUACACGCCACUGCUCGACUCCAGCAACAUGACCAUGCACGACUGGGCGCGCAUUGCCAAUGACAUCUAUCAAUCCUACGAGUUCUUUGAUGGCUUUGUUGUGCUCCAUGGCACAGAUACACUGUCCUACACGGCCUCGGCUUUGUCAUUUAUGCUCGAGAAUCUCGGCAAGACGGUGAUCAUCACUGGCUCGCAGUUGCCCAUCUUUGAGACGCGCACCGAUGGCAAGGAUAACUUUACAUCCGCCCUAAUCAUUGCCGGCAACUAUGUCAUACCGGAAGUGUGCAUCUUCUUUGGCAAUAAGCUGCUUCGUGGCAAUCGCACCGUUAAGGUCAGCUCCAAUUCAUUGGAUGCCUUCAAUUCACCGAAUGUUCCUCCAUUGGCGCACAUUGGCAUCAAUGUGAAUGUGGAUUAUCGCCUGAUCUUUCGGCCCUGCAGUGUGGAGCGUUUCUGUGUCCAUUUGCAGCUGGACGAGAACGUUGGAUUGUUGCGCAUCUUUCCCAGCAUUUCACUAUCCACAUUUCGGGCAUUUCUGGCGCCGCCCAUGCGGGGCGUCGUCCUGCAAUCCUUUGGCUCCGGCAAUGUGCCCUCGAAUCGCAAGGAUCUGAUUGACGAAUUGAAAACGGCCUCGGAACGUGGCGUCAUCAUCAUCAAUUGCACACAGUGUCCAAAUGGCUCCGUUGCCGAGAUCUAUCACACGGGCAAGGUGCUCUUCGAUGUGGGCGUUAUUCCUGGCUAUGACAUGACACCCGAGGCGGCGCUCUCCAAGCUCGCCUACGUCAUCGGCAAAGAGGAAUGGCCACUGGAGGUCAAGAAGCAGAUGAUGCAAUCGAAUCUACGUGGCGAGCUCACCUCAACGGCAGCCCUCAAAAUGGAGGAUUAUGAUCUGGUUGAUGCUGUGGCGCGUUCCUUGCACUUGUCGUCGCCUCAGGAACUGGAUCAACUGGGCGCCACAUUGUUUCCGGCGAUGAUCAAUGCCGCCGUUGCCGAGGGUGACAUCAAGAAGAUAAAUAAUCUCAAGGCAUAUGGCGCUGAUCUUUCUGGCUCGAAUCAUGAUCAUCGCACUGCUUUGCAUUUGGCCUGUCAGAUGGGCAACCUUCAAAUCGUCCGUCAUUUGCUCCACAAUGGCGUCUCGGUGCACAUUAGGGAUCGUUACGAUCGUACACCGUUGCAGGAGGCCGUGUCCACGGAUAACCAUGAGAUCAUUCAGUUGCUCAUCAGCUGUGGCGCCCAUUUGACUGGAUCCUCGCGUGCUGUGGGCGAGCAGUUGUGUGCCGCCGCCUCCCGUGGCUCCCUGCGACGUCUGCAGUCUUAUCAAUUGGCUGGCACCGAUUUGUCUCUCUCAGAUCCCUCCGGACGCACUGCACUCCAUGUGGCGGCAUUGCACGGCUUCGAGGAGUUGAUUCACUACAUGUUGCCGUACAUGGAAAAUACCGAUAAGAAGGAUAUGCUUGGCCUCACCGCUUACGAUUAUGCAUUACGUGGCAGUCACGCUUCCAUUGCAGAUCUGCUCAAUCCUGCCAAGAAGAACGAAUAAUGAAACAGCUACUGCAAUUUUAUUCGCCAGUUUACUUAACGUCUGCAGCUUGGCUGUAUUUAGAUCUGUGUAUAUCUCUCUCUCUCUCCUAGACAUGGAGUAGUCUAGUCCACAUAUAUAUAUAUAUUUUUUUUGUUCCUAUAUUAUACCAUGUGCAAUAUUUGUAAUAGCUUUAAAUUGUUGCAUUUGAUAUACAGAUAUUUUAAAGAAGAAUUCUCAUGCACUCGAAUUCAACAAUUAUUAUAAAAACAAAUGUUUGC